This is a messenger RNA of Diatraea saccharalis (sugarcane borer), 945 nucleotides long. Lineage: Eukaryota; Metazoa; Arthropoda; Insecta; Lepidoptera; Crambidae. The record is from the annotation of a GenBank genome assembly.
AUGUUGUCCAAAGCAGUGAUCAUAUUCGCAUGUCUCUAUACAGUGACAGCAACACCACUCACUGAUAACCCACAUGAAGAUGAUACCAAUGAAAUAAACAAUAUAUCAGGCGACCCAGUAGAGUUGUCAGUCCGUAGCUGCGUAAACUCACAGUGCAACACUUUUUGUCGUCGCCAAGGAUUCGCUCGUGGAGUGUGCAUUAGCUCUACCAGAUGUCGGUGUACAGGGCGUUUAAUGCUGGAUGCUAAUCUGGAUGAUGUCACCUUAGAAAAGGAUAACCCAUCUGAUAAUGGCGCACUAGAUGCACAGACACUAGACACAUACGCCCGUAGCUGCGUAAACUCACAGUGCCACAAUCUAUGUCGCCGCUUAGGGUAUGCUCGCGGUGUCUGUGUCAGCUCUACUGUAUGUCGAUGCACAGGACGUUUAGUGAUGGAUGCUACCGUUGACGAUAUCGCCCUGGAAAAAGAUAACCCAUCUGAUAAUGGCGCACUAGAUGCACAGACACUAGACACAUACGCCCGUAGCUGCGUAAACUCACAGUGCCACAAUCUAUGUCGCCGCUUAGGGUAUGCUCGCGGUGUCUGCAUCAGCUCUACUGUAUGUCGAUGCACAGGACGUUUAGUGAUGGAUGCUACCGUUGACGAUAUCACCCUGGAAAAAGAUAACCCAUCUGAUAAUGGCGCACUAGAUGCACAGACACUAGACACAUACGCCCGUAGCUGCGUAAACUCACAGUGCCACAAUCUCUGUCGCCGCUUAGGGUAUGCUCGCGGUGUCUGUGUCAGCUCUACUGUAUGUCGAUGCACGGGACGCUUGAUGUUAGAUGCUACCGUCAAUGAUAGCGUGCCAGAAUAUGUAAUCCAAGGGAGAAGGCUGCUACCACAUAAAAGAUUAGGAGCUAGGACAGCAAAGUCAGAUAAAGCUGUUAAAUUUAAGUAUUGA